Thamnophis elegans (Western terrestrial garter snake) is the source of this 2995-nucleotide messenger RNA. It is a transcript of the gene TRAF7, whose product is annotated as TNF receptor associated factor 7. Gene Ontology annotation, biological process: ribosomal large subunit assembly; Notch signaling pathway. The record is from RefSeq and is a predicted model, not a curated record. Gene Ontology annotation, molecular function: protein binding; zinc ion binding. Lineage: Eukaryota; Metazoa; Chordata; Lepidosauria; Squamata; Natricidae. Gene Ontology annotation, cellular component: nucleolus.
AUGGGAGUUGUAGGCAACUCACAAUCUAACGGGACCCGGGUGUGUGGAAACGCUGCGCUUCCCAGGACUACGAAUCCCGUCGACUCAGGAGGGGGGAUUUAGGAAACGGCACUUCCGGCCCUGCUGCUGCUGAGAGGGGAGCGGACGAGACGGGCGGCUGUGCGCUUUGCGGCAGCGGCGGGGAAGCGGCGGAGAGGCGCCAUGCGGUGGGCGGCCGCACGCAGGCUGGCCCCGCCGCUCCGGCUGCCCACAGAAGCAGCUUUUAUGAUGUUCCAUUGUGGGACUAGAUUAUGAGUGCCAACAAGAAUACCCGCUACAAUCGUUUCUCCAACAGUAACACUCCAACAAUAACACUCCCAGAAAACACAAACGGGACAAGAAUGGAAACUACUUUUGGACCCACAUACUCUGCUGUGACCACCAUCACCAAAGCAGAUGGAAGUAGUUCAUACAAACAACAUCGCCCGACACCCUCCUCCUCAAGUACACUUCCCUUUGCCUCCCGAGAUGAGGACGACAGCAUGCCACCAAUCACCCGUCGGUCUGACUCUGCCAUCUCUGUUCGGUCGCUGCAUUCGGAGUCCAACAUGUCCCUGCGCUCAACAUUUUCUCUCCAUGAGGAAGAGGAGGAGCCAGAGCCUCUGGUGUUUGCUGAGCAGCCUUCUGUGAAACUCUGUUGCCAGUUGUGUUGCAGUGUGUUUAAGGAUCCCGUCAUCACGACCUGUGGGCACAUUUGCAGGAGAUGUGCCUUAACCUCUGAGAAGUGCCCAGUGGACAAUGCCAAACUGACAGUGGUGGUGAACAACAUUGCAGUGGCUGAACAAAUCGGGGAGCUCUUCAUUCACUGCAAGUACGGCUGCCGGUCCAGCGCCAGUGGCAAGCCUUCAGCCUUCGAGGUGGACCCCCGGUGCCCCUUCACCAUUAAACUGAGUGCCAGGAAGGACCAUGAAGGCAGCUGUGACUACCGGCCAGUGCGCUGCCCCAACAAUCCCAGUUGCCCUCCGUUGCUCAAGAUGAACCUGGAGGCACAUCUGAAGGAGUGUGAGCACAUCAAGUGCCCUCACUCCAAAUACGGGUGUACAUUCAUAGGAAACCAGGAUACCUACGAGACUCACCUGGAAAUGUGCAAAUUUGAGGGUCUGAAGGAGUUCCUCCAGCAGACGGAUGAUCGCUUCCAUGAGAUGCAAGUGGCCAUGGCUCAGAAGGACCAGGAGAUUGCCUUUCUGCGCUCCAUGCUGGGCAAGCUUUCCGAGAAGAUAGACCAGCUGGAGAAGAAUUUGGAACUGAAAUUUGAUGUGCUGGAUGAGAACCAGAGCAAGCUGAGCGAAGAUCUGAUGGAGUUCCGGCGAGAUGCCUCCAUGCUCAACGAUGAACUGUCUCAUAUCAAUGCCCGGCUGAACAUGGGGAUUCUGGGCUCCUACGACCCGCAGCAGAUUUUCAAGUGCAAAGACUUUGUUGGCCACCAGGGCCCCGUCUGGUGCCUCUGCGUCUAUUCCAUUGGUGACUUGCUCUUCAGUGGCUCUUCUGACAAAACCAUCAAGGUGUGGGAUACCUGUACCACUUACAAGUGCCAAAAGACUCUGGAAGGUCACGAUGGAAUUGUCCUGGCACUCUGCAUCCAGGGGAAUAAACUGUAUAGCGGCUCAGCUGAUUGCACCAUUAUUGUUUGGGAUAUUCAGACCUUGCAGAAGGUCAACACCAUUCGUGCACAUGACAAUCCCGUGUGCACUCUUGUCUCCUCGCACAAUAUGCUUUUCAGUGGCUCCCUGAAGGCUAUUAAGGUCUGGGACAUUGUUGGCACCGAGCUGAAACUGAAGAAGGAGCUGACAGGCCUUAACCACUGGGUCCGGGCGCUUGUGGCAUCCCAGAAUCACCUGUACAGCGGCUCCUACCAAACCAUUAAGAUCUGGGACAUCCGGAACCUGGAAUGUGUCCAUGUCCUGCAGACAUCUGGGGGAAGCGUCUACUCCAUUGCGGUCACCAACCAUCACAUCGUCUGUGGCACUUACGAAAAUCUCAUUCACGUGUGGGAUAUUGAAUCGAAAGAGCAGGUUCGCACCCUCACGGGACAUGUGGGCACUGUGUACGCUCUGGCAGUCAUCUCUACGCCAGACCAAACCAAAGUCUUCAGCGCCUCGUAUGAUCGGUCAUUGCGGGUAUGGAGUAUGGACAACAUGAUCUGCACCCAGACACUCCUGCGCCACCAGGGCAGCGUAACAGCGCUGGCCGUCUCAAGGGGCCGCUUGUUUUCCGGGGCUGUCGACAGCACCGUCAAGGUUUGGACCUGCUAGGACCUGCUUUGGAUGCCCCACUGCCAAAUACACGCCGGCUGACUCCCUACACUCCAAGCGCCCUGCAGAUGUGCUGUGUUCCUUCUCGGUGGGCCUUCCACUCCCCAGCCAGCUGUGCAAGAGCUUUUGGCCACAUGAGAGCACCCUCUCCCUUCCGCAGCAGCAGCAGCAGCGCCUUCCCAGGGAGGAACAACCCCCACACACACACACCCUCACCCAAUGCGCCACUCCAGCUGCAGCUCCUGGUCUGGCCCUUCCUGGGAGAGAGCGGAAGUCGAUGGACACUGGCCCAACUGCAAGCGGUGGCAACAAAGGCUUUACUCUCUCGUCAGGGGAUCGUCUUCAAGAGCAGGUUUUCCUACGAAACUGGUUUGGAUCAGUCUGCAUGAGCUGCCAGCUCCCUCCUGGUAUUUAAAUUAUUUGCUAUGCUCCUUCAUUUGUGGCCACAGCCGGGGAUAAAACCCAUUGUCCUCUCAUGUAAAAACCCGGUACGAUUUCUAUGUCCCCAGUCCAGCCUUCUUAUCAGGUAUCCUAAACCUUCCCCCACCCCCGCCCUUCUUCAGAGCAUCCCAUCAUCACGGCCUCCCUGGGAAAAGCAGGAGAGCCGACAGUUGUGUUUUUACGGACAUUUUCUACUGUUUUUAAAAUUGUGAUAUAGAUUUGGAUUAUUUCUUCCUUACCAAUAAAAUUGGACCAUUGUUUUA